GUCUUAUCAAUCAGCGCUUCUUUGCCAAACCUCAAUCACUUCAGUUUGUCGUCUUUUGUGAACAAUUUCUUAUUUAGAUAAAAAGCUAUUGACAUGUCUUUUGCGGAAGUUGACAAGCUUUUUGAUACGGAGAACGUGCAAUCCGGUUACGACACUCUCAAAAAGCGAUUCGACGAGGGCGAAAAGACACCGGAUGUCCUUUGGAGGCUUGCCAAAUUUUGUCAGCAACUCUCUGCUCGGUCGAAGGAUAAAGGGAAGAGAAAG
Molecule: messenger RNA, 264 nt
Organism: Cylicocyclus nassatus
Lineage: Eukaryota; Metazoa; Nematoda; Chromadorea; Rhabditida; Strongylidae
Source: the annotation of a GenBank genome assembly